CUACUCAUUUUUGAAUGUGGCUAUUUUUUAGGACCAUUUAACAUUUUCAAAUCAUGUCCAUUAUUAUGAUUAUCUUUUUUUUCACAUACUAAGUGCUUUUAUCAAGUUUUGUAUGAUUCUGAUAAGGUAAAAAAAAAAUUAUAAAUUCCGAAUACUUCACUCAUCUCUGUGUUGUUUUCUUCUGGCAGGACGGCGGAUCUGGCGUUACUCAGGCUCUGAUCUGGACCCUGGGUUCCCCAUGAAGAGCAGUGAUCUGGGUUUGCCGAAUCACUCUGACUGUGCCUUCUUCUACCAUCCUCUGGGACACAUGGUGCUCUUCAGAGGAUCCCGCUACUAUGUCCUGAACCUGGAGUCUCUCAGCGUGGAGCCGUACUAUCCUCGUGCCCUGCAGGACUGGAAGGGGCUUCCACGCGGACUCAACGGGGCCUUGACUCGACCGGACGGAAAGCUGUAUUUCUUUAAAGAGCAGCAGUACUGGAGGUUUGAUCCUGGAAAGGUGCGGAUCACUGCAGGAUAUAAUUGCUUAUAA
Carassius auratus (goldfish) is the source of this 529-nucleotide messenger RNA. RefSeq names its product matrix metalloproteinase-28-like. Lineage: Eukaryota; Metazoa; Chordata; Actinopteri; Cypriniformes; Cyprinidae. The record is from RefSeq and is a predicted model, not a curated record. The transcript is spliced from 2 exons. Bases 239 to 529 code for a protein of 96 amino acids.